Molecule: messenger RNA, 1364 nt
Organism: Hordeum vulgare subsp. vulgare (domesticated barley)
Lineage: Eukaryota; Viridiplantae; Streptophyta; Magnoliopsida; Poales; Poaceae
Product: oligoribonuclease-like
Exons: 10
Coding region: 158-937 (259 amino acids)
Cellular component (GO): mitochondrion
Molecular function (GO): nucleic acid binding; 3'-5'-RNA exonuclease activity
Source: RefSeq, a predicted model, not a curated record
GUGUUGCAGAAAAAGAGAGACGGUAGAAAUUAGGUCUUUCUAAUAAAUUAUUCCUCCAACUCCGGCGGCGGCCCCUGCGGUGGCGGCAGCGCCGGGGCCCAUAGAUCGGAAGCAACCGCCGCGGUUUAUCUUGAAUCUGGGGAAGAUUUGAGAGAGGAUGGCUAAUCUUGCCAACAUGUUUGCUGUCCUUGACCUGGAUGGCGAGGACGAUCGAAAGGAAGUGGAACAACAAACAUCCACCAAGCCAGAAGCUGCUGCUGCUGCUGCUGCCGCCAGGAAACUCGAUACUGGCAUGGUGAAUAACAAAAUGAUUGUAAAUUACGAUGGGGAUAAACUUGGUUCAUCUUCAAGUGAAUACAAGAUGCCACUGGUGUGGAUUGACUUGGAAAUGACCGGUUUAGAUAUCAGGAAAGACCGCAUACUGGAGAUUGCUUGUAUUAUAACAGAUGGUAAACUUACUAAACGGAUAGAGGGUCCUGAUUUGGUUAUAAGACAGAGCAAGGAAUGCUUAGACAACAUGAAUGAAUGGUGUAAAACCCAUCAUGGUGCCAGUGGACUGACAGAACAAGUACAGCAGAGUGACAUUUCUGAGUGUGAUGCUGAGAAACAGACCCAUUGCUAUCUUCAGACGUGUCAGGUGCUAGACUUUGUUAGGAGGUAUAUUGGUUCAGCGACUCCAUUGAUUGCUGGGAAUUCUAUCUAUACAGAUUUACUAUUUUUGAAGGAGUAUAUGCCACAGCUUGCAGGCAUAUUCCCUCAUGUGAUAGUUGAUGUGAGCAGCAUAACGGCUCUGUGCAUCCGCUGGUUCCCCAAGGAAAGGAAGCAAGCUCCAAGAAAGGAGAAAAACCACAGGGCACUGGACGACAUCAGAGAGAGCAUCAUGGAGCUGCAGUACUACAAGGAGAACAUCUUCAAAUCACGGCAGUCUAAGCAUUAGCCUGUUGGGACUCAUUAGCUUUGUUGUUUCUUGGGAUGAAAAUGUUCCCUGGUGUAUGAUCCUUCCAUAGAUUUCAUGAUGCUUAAAUGGUCACGUGCCUUUGGAGCAACGCCAAGUUUGUAGUCACAUAGGGUCUGUGUGGUUGGUGGCCAACUUUGUUAUAGGUUGCCACUUGUUUUCGUCACACGUCCCUUAUCGUAAGUGCUCAAGUUCUUAGCGACACUUUGGCUUGCCUUAGAAAAUAUUGUCACAUUUUGUGUGUGUGUGUGUGUGACACGUGGGACCUAUUUUCUACAAAAAGAAUCUUAUUUUAGGUGUGGCUAGAACCAAACACCAACCUAACUUGAUCAGACCAAUCAAGGAUGUAGGCCCUCAGACGGCGUAUAAAUCUUUCCCUAAUAAUAAUUGGAGUGCUUCUGUCGUGAAA